AAGCUUCAUCAUCGUCCUCACAAAGCAAUUUUGGCUCGCCUUCGAGUUUUGGGCGGCAAAACACAGUCACAGACCUAAGGGUUUGUUUUGCUCUCUCUCUCUCUCACUCGCUCACUCACUCAGUCCCCAGAUUACAGUGUUUUGAUUCGAUUGAGGAGACUAAUUCGAGUUUUAGGGUUUUGAAAAUGCAAGGAGAUUCGUCGCCGUCUCCGUCUCCGGCGACUACGAGCUCUCCGUUAAUAAGACCGAUAAACAGAAACGUAGUUCACAGAAUCUGCUCCGGUCAAGUCAUUUUAGACCUCUCCUCAGCUGUCAAGGAGCUUGUGGAGAACAGUCUCGACGCCGGAGCCACCAGUAUAGAGAUCAACCUCCGAGACUACGGCGAAGACUACUUUCAGGUCAUCGACAACGGUUGUGGCAUUUCCCCAACCAAUUUCAAGGUUCUUGCACUUAAGCACCAUACUUCUAAACUGGAGGAUUUCACAGAUCUUCUGAGUUUGACUACUUAUGGUUUUAGAGGAGAAGCCUUGAGCUCUCUCUGUGCAUUAGGGAAUCUCACGGUGGAAACAAGAACAAAGAAUGAGCCUGUUGCUACGCUUCUGACGUUUGAUCAUUCUGGUUUGCUGACUGAUGAAAAGAAGACUGCUCGCCAAAUCGGUACUACUGUCACUGUGAGGAAGCUGUUUUCUAAUUUACCUGUACGAAGCAAAGAGUUUAAGCGCAAUAUACGCAAAGAGUAUGGAAAGCUUGUAUCUUUAUUGAACGCAUAUGCACUUAUUGCGAAAGGAGUGCGGUUUGUCUGCUCUAACACGACUGGGAAAACCCCAAAGUCUGUUGUGCUGAACACACAAGGGAGGGGUUCACUUAAAGACAAUAUCAUAACAGUAUUUGGCAUGAGCACCUUUACAAGUCUACAGCCUGUAAGUAUAUCUAUAUCAGAUGAUUGUAGAGUUGAAGGGUUUCUUUCCAAGCCCGGACAGGGUACUGGACGCAAUUUGGCAGAUCGACAGUAUUUCUUCAUUAAUGGUCGGCCUGUAGAUAUGCCGAAAGUCAGCAAAUUGGUGAAUGAGUUAUACAAAGAUACAAGUUCUCGAAAAUAUCCAGUUGCCAUUCUGGAUUUUAUUGUGCCAGGUGGAGCAUGUGAUUUGAAUGUCACGCCCGAUAAAAGAAAGGUGUUCUUCUCUGAUGAGACUUCUGUUAUCGGUUCUCUCAGGGAAGGUCUGAACGAGAUAUAUUCUUCUAGUAAUGCGUCUUAUACUGUAAAUAGGUUCGAGGAGAAUUCCGAGCAACCAGAUAAGGCUGGAGUUUCAUCUCUUCAGGAGAAAUCAAAUCUCCUGCCCAAAGGGAUUGUUCUGGAUGUCAGCUCUAAAACCAGACAGGGGGAAGUUAAUGGAAAGGAAAUUUCUUUCUCAAGGGAUGCUGAGAUUGAUAAUAGUUCGACUAUGGAGAAGUUUAAAUUUGACAUUAAGGCACAGGGGCCUAAGAAAGGGGAAGGUUCUUUAUCAGUCCAUGGUGAGUCCCUCGCUGUAGGUCACCUUGACAAGACAACGAGCAAAGAUUUGCCUCACUCUAAUGUCAGUGAGAAAGUUACUGAUGCAAGUAAACACUUAAGCAGUCGCUCUAGCUUUGCCCAGUCAACUUUGAAUACUUUUGUUACUGUGGGGAAAAGAAAACAUGAGAACAUAAGCACCAUGCUCUCUGAAGCACCUGUACUCAGAAACCAACCUUCUAGUUGUCGUGUGGAGAAAAGCAGAUUUGAAGUUCGUGCGUUAGCUGCAAGAUGUCUGAUGGAAGGUGAUCACGUUGAUGGUAUGGUCCCCUCAAAGGAAGAUAAGAUGCCAAACCAAAUAGAUUCUGAAUCUGAAAAUCGGACGUCUCCUGGAAUCGAUACUGAUAAAGUUGAAAGACAUGAAAGAGAACAUGAAAAAUCAUUAUGUUUUGAAGAACCAACAUCAGAUAAAACACUCUCCAAGGGGGAUAUGGAAAGGAUUUUGGAGGAAAAUCCACGUUGCAGUCAGCCACUGCGAUCUGUUGCAACAGUACUGGACUCCCCAGCUCAGUCAACCGGUCCAAAAAUGUUUUCCACAUUAGAAUUUAGUUUUCAUAACCUCAGGAAGAGGAGGUUAGAAAGGCUGUCGAGAUUACAGUCCACAGGUUAUGUAUCUAAAUGCAUGAACACGCCUCAGCCUAAAAAGUGUUUUGCCGCUGCAACAUUAGAGUUAUCUCAACCGGAUGAUGAAGAGCGAAAAGCAAGGGCUUUAGCUGCAGCCACUUCUGAGCUGGAAAGGCUAUUUCGAAAAGAAGAUUUCAGGAGAAUGCAGGUACUCGGGCAAUUCAAUCUUGGGUUCAUCAUUGCGAAAUUGGAGCGAGAUCUGUUCAUCGUGGAUCAGCAUGCAGCUGAUGAGAAAUUCAACUUCGAACAUUUAGCAAGGUCAACUGUCCUGAACCAGCAACCCUUACUCCAGCCUUUGAACUUGGAGCUCUCUCCAGAGGAAGAAGUUACAGUUUUAAUGCACAUGGAUAUCAUCAGGUGA
Messenger RNA from Camelina sativa (false flax), 2534 nucleotides. The record is from RefSeq and is a predicted model, not a curated record. Lineage: Eukaryota; Viridiplantae; Streptophyta; Magnoliopsida; Brassicales; Brassicaceae.